AUGUCUGUCGACGAGUUUGAAGCGAUAUUAAAACAGCUACCCACCCUCAAGGCUCCAGGGGUUUCGGGCUCCCGCAUUAAGCGGUUGACGGAGUUGGCAGUGAAGAAUGUGGCCGAAGAAUCCAAGUUGAUGGCCACUUUAUACUCUAACUGCAAGGCGGUACCCCUGACCCACAAAUUAGGGACGCUCUAUGUGGUUGACGCCAUCGUUCGGGCUUAUAUCGAGGAAGCUAAGCGGUUGGAACAAACCGUUGACGCUAACGCCCCCGAAGGUACACCGGCCGCGGCGGCCUAUAAAUUAUCGGAAUUGAUCGAGUCGUUGAUGGAUGACUCGUUGGAAUUGUGUAUUUCGCCGUCUACCAAAGUUAAAAUCGGCAAAUUAGUCGACAUCUGGGAAAGGGCAGAAACGUUUCUGCCCGAAAUCCUCGCUCGUAUUAGAGACAAGCACUUUAAGCUGACGACUCCACCGGGUACCCCUCCUCCCCCAUUGGUAGAAGUGGCACCCCCGGUACCUAAACAGGAGCCGUUGCCGCCUUCGGCUUCGGCUUCGGCUUCAGCUUCGUCGGCCGCCACCAAUGCCCCUAGUCAAGACUCGAAUUCGAUUCUUUCGGCGUUGGCGUCUCUUUCACAAUCACGCGAUAACGCGGCUACCGCCGCUCAACCUAACGCUGGCGGUGAUGCGCUGUCGAUCUUAGCUCAAUUGAGUGCAUUCGCAGGCCAGCAACAACCGUCGGCUGCGCAACCUCAGCCCCUGUUCCAGCAACAACCUCAAGGUAACGCUGAGUCGGUGCUCGGGGUGUUGCAGUCACUUAGCUCACAACAGUCUCUGUUCCAAGGUUCUCAAGGUUACCUGCAACCCAGUUCUCUUCCUCCUAUACCUGUGGCGGCGUCGUCUCAAGGUUACGGUAAUGACCGUCGGGUAAGAUCGCCCCCUAGCUACAACCGUGACCGCCUGCCACCUCGUUGGGGAGGCGACCAAGGUAACCAAGCUAAUCCCGUACCACAACCUCUGCUGGCUUACAGUGACCCUCUUGAUGACCCUGCCUAUUGUAAAGCUCAGUUCGAUGCCAUGCAACAAGCCCGCGUUCGUGCUAACGAUCCUUCUCGUCCUCCCCGUAGAGGUCAAGGUGGACAACUUCUCGAUGAGAUCAACGUUCCCGGUGAACCUCACUACCGUCCUCGUAAUGUAGGCGUUGAUAACAGCAUCCCUCACGGUUCGUUCAAGGUUUUGUCCCGGACUUUAUUCGUGGGUGGUGUGCCCCGUGGUAUGGAUGAAAAUGGGUUGUCGGAAGUGUUGCGCCCUUUUGCCGAAACUCAAUCAAUUAUCCUCAACUCUGAACGGAAGCAUGCUUUUAUCAAGGUGUACCUGAGACGCGAAGCCGAACAAGUUAUCACUGCAUUCAACAAGGACGGUCAAUUACCUCUUCGUACUCGUUGGGGGGUUGGUUUCGGCCCUCGUGACUGCUGCAACUACCAGCACGGGGUGUCCGUAAUCCCUAUCGACCGGUUAACUGAGGCCGAUCGGCAAUGGGUCGUCACUGCCCAAUGGGGUGGUACUGGCGGGUCACCUUUGACUUCGGGAAUGGUCAUCGACGAGCCCGAUAUCGAAAUCGGUGCCGGUAUCUCCUCCAAGGCCAUGUCUAAAAAGAUGCCUACUAAUUCUGCCCGUAAUGGUCCUAAACUGAACCGUCCGGGCGAGCCCGAUGAGGACUUUGCUAAGGCUACGAUGAUGGGUCAAAGAGGUCGUGGCGGUGGUCGCCACGGUGGCCACAUGGGUCACGGUGGUCACGGUGGUCACGGCGGCCAUGGCGGCCCUCCCAUGGGUUUCAACCAACCAUUCCCUGGUCCUGGUGCACCGCCGAUGGUGCCCGGCGCCAAUCCCGGCAACUUCCAAGAUUUUAUGAAAUCAUUCCAAGGACAACAAGGAGGCCCGGGGGGUCCUCCCAACCAACAACUUGCCAACCAACUUGCCAAUUUGUUCCAACAACCCCCGCAAUGA
Diutina rugosa is the source of this 1998-nucleotide messenger RNA. Its product is annotated as Nrd1 complex RNA-binding subunit. Lineage: Eukaryota; Fungi; Ascomycota; Pichiomycetes; Serinales; Debaryomycetaceae. Gene Ontology annotation, molecular function: RNA binding. The transcript has a single exon. The coding region runs from base 1 to 1998 and encodes 665 amino acids. The record is from RefSeq and is a predicted model, not a curated record.